This is a messenger RNA of Eucalyptus grandis, 1824 nucleotides long. RefSeq names its product RING-H2 finger protein ATL72. NCBI's taxonomy places the organism in Eukaryota, Viridiplantae, Streptophyta, Magnoliopsida, Myrtales, Myrtaceae. The record is from RefSeq and is a predicted model, not a curated record. The transcript is spliced from 3 exons. Bases 852 to 1472 code for a protein of 206 amino acids. Gene Ontology annotation, molecular function: transferase activity. Gene Ontology annotation, biological process: protein ubiquitination.
CAAAAAAGUAAAAGCGAGAGAAUAGAGGGGAAAAAAAGGGUUAGAGGUAAUUGUGAUCUUGCUGGAUCAGGUGCCAUAAUCCAAGAUUCCCAAAGAACACUUAUCUCUUUGCUUGAUUCUCAAGUUUUCACUCAUUCCUUUGUUUGCCAUUUCACUCCCGCAAACGAUAAUUAUUGGACCAUGUACCGAAAAGACAUCAAACACACAUGAUACCCCAGCCUUCAUUUUACCACAUUCUCUCCUCCAUCUCCGUUCCUCCGUCCUUUCCCUUCAAGCAAAGACCAGCUCCCAGCCACUUAAAAACGUCCACUGAGUUCUCCUCGGAAAAAGAUCAGAGCACGAAUUCGAGAUCAACCCUUUUCUUUUCCAUGUUUUGAUUGCAGAAAGAAGAUUUUUUUCAGCACUUUCCCUGGGAAAAUUUUGGAAUCUUGAUCACUAGUGUGAGCGCGCAUCACUGGUUUUGAAGUGACCUCCAAAUGGUCUUUCCAUAUCUUGUCAUGAAAUUCUGAACCCCUCCGUCUGUCUGUCUUGUGCUGUCGCGAUAUCGCUCAUCAAGAACCGAAGAAGCAUCGGCCCUCACACUUUUCCUCACUUCCCUUUUGCGCAAUAUUUCCUUUCACAGUUGUCCCAAGUCCUCCAGUGCCUCAAAACUGAAGAUACAAAGUCUGAUACAGCAGUCGAGCAUGAUGAAUUUCGUGCUCUCAGUAUCAUUCGUGGUCCGAUUCGCCGCUGAAAAGUUCCUAACACAUGAAAGGACAACCCUCUUUGCAUAAGUAACUUGCGUAUCUGUUUGGGAGCUACAGAUUUAGCUCUAAAGGGUUCAGAGGUUUUCUGGGUUCUGUUCUGGCCUAAUGCUCGUGAGGGAAACGCCUUCUAUCAUGGCUGCGCUCCACCACCGUCCACACCGCCUGCUGCUUGAUAAAGAGCCUAAUUCUGUGCCGAACAAUGGAACGCCGACUCGGGGAUCCUACGGUAACGAGGCAAAUUUCGACACCAACAUGGUGAUCAUACUUGCGGCUCUGCUCUGCGCGCUGAUUUGCGCCCUUGGAUUGAAUUCGAUUGUGAGAUGCGCCCUCCGGUGCAGCAGGAGGUUCACCUUUGAGACCCCGGAUCAGACGGCUGCUAGGCUGGCUGCCACGGGACUUAAGAAAAGCGCUCUGCGCCAGAUUCCGGUCGCCGUGUACGGAGCGGGAAUAAAUAUCCCGGCCACAGAUUGCCCAAUUUGCCUCGCAGAGUUCAUGGACGGGGAGAAAGUCCGGGUGCUUCCAAAGUGUCACCAUGGGUUCCAUGUGAGAUGCAUCGACACUUGGUUGGUGUCACAUUCUUCGUGCCCGACUUGCCGCCAAUCAUUACUGGAACCUCCGCCCCCAGCACCUUCAGUUUCCGAUGCGGCCGGAGCAGCAAAUCCACCGGGAGGGGAGGUGGACCUGCCGAUACCAGUUGAUGAGAAGCUAAGCCACUUGAACUUUUAAUUCCAGAACGAUCUAAUAGGCUCCUGAACGUCGCACAAAAAUAGCGCAGCAGACAUAGAGCUUGUCCUUCCAAUGAUCUGAGUAUGGAAAGGAAGGAGUCCGACCAACAAGGAAUCGAAAAUUGACAAGAAAGCUUCAGAAAAUUCUCAUGACAGUCCAACUUCAGGAGAAGAUAAAUUGUUCUAUGAACCUUGCUAAGAGGACAAUGCCGUUGUUUAUUGCACAAGUCCAUGGCAACCGAUUGGGACUUGUGAAGGAAUUUAGAUGUAAAUAUUGUAAGACACACAUUCCUUAUUUACUUCAACAAUGAAAGCUAAAGAAAAAGAAAAAGGAUAACAGCAUGCCUAAUUUA